AUGGCGUUCCUGCUCCUCACCUGCCUGCUGGCUUUCUUACCAGUGGUUUCCAUGAAGAGUCCCAUAUUCGGUCCCCAGGACGUAAGGAGCGUGGAGGGCAGCUCAGUGUCCAUCAAGUGCUACUACCCAGCCACUUCUGUCAACCGCCAUUCCCGGAAGUACUGGUGCCGACAGGGAGACAAGGGCCCCUGUACAACCCUCAUCUCCUCAGGGCCCUUUGUCUCUGAGAACUAUGCGGGUAGAGCCAAACUCACCGACUUCCCAGAAGACAACUUGUUUGUGGUGGACAUUGCCCAACUCACCACAGAUGACACUGGGAAAUACAAGUGUGGUCUGGGUGUAAAUAACCGUGGCUUGUCCUAUGAUGUGAACCUGGAGGUCAGCAAGGGUCUUCAGCUUUCAAGUGACACACAGAUCUACAUAGGAGAACUGGGCAGAAAGGUGACCAUCCAGUGUCCUUUCAAGGAUGCCCAGACGAGGAAGGCCCUGAACAGGAAGUCUGGCCAGAGCUUCUACAUUAUCAUUGACUCCGGUGGGUAUAAAAAUAAUAACUAUAAAGACAGGGCAGACCUGAAUAUAGACGGAACCAGCGGGCAGACAUUCAGCGUCACCAUUGACCGGCUCCGAGUCGAUGAUGCUGGUGUAUAUCUCUGCGAGGCUGGGGAUCUGAAGAGAAAUGUUUAUCUCCAAGUGCUGAAGCCUGAGCUCGAGCUUGUGUAUAAAGACCUGAGGAGUGCGGUGAGCUUUGACUGUGAUCUGGGCUCAGGGAUGGAGAAGAAGCCCAAAUACCUGUGUCGGAUGAGCCCCAGAGGGGAGGCCUGCUACGUGAUCAUCAACACACAGGGAGAGAAGGCUCAGGGCUUUGAGGGUAGGAUCCUGAUCACCUCCAGCAGCAAGGACAGUACUUUCAGUGUGCAGAUCACCGGCCUGAAGAAGGAGGACGCAGGGCACUACGUAUGCGGAGCCCUCCCUCUAAACGUGACAGGCGACAGCGGACCCAUCAAGGCUUGGCAGCUGUUCGUCAAUGAGGAGUCCAGCAUUCCCCACAGUCCCACUGUGGUGAAAGGUGUGCCCGGAGGCUCUGUGGCUAUCUUCUGUCCCUACAACCCUAAGGACAACCCUCUGAAGUACUGGUGUCACUGGAAAGAGGCUCAGAAUGGCUUCUGCCCACUGUUGGUGAAGAGUGAAGGGCUGGUAGACCAAGCGUACCAGGGCAGGCUGGCACUGCGUGAGGAACCUGGCAAUGGCACCUACACAGUCCUGCUCAACCAGCUCAGCACCCGGGAUGCUGGCUUCUACUGGUGUCUCACCAAUGGUGACAGUAACUGGAAUUUCACCGUGGAACUCAAGGUCAUUGAAGGAGAACCAAGCUUAAAGGUACCAGAGAACAUCACGGUUUCCAAGGGAGACACCGUCAAGCUCCCCUGCCACUUCCCGUGCAAGUUCUACCCACACGAAAAAUACUGGUGCAAGUGGAGCAACACUGGCUGUCAGGCUCUGCCCAGCCAGGACGAAGGGCCCAGUGACGCCUUCGUGAACUGUGACCAGAACAGCCAGGUCGUCUCCCUGACCUUGAACUCAGUCACCGAGGCAGACCAGGGCUGGUACUGGUGCGGGGUGAAGCAGGGCCAGCGCUAUGGAGAGACUGCAGCUGUCUAUGUGACCGUCCAGGACAAGGCAAAGGCGCCCCAGGGUGCCAGCCCAGCAAAUGCUGCUCCAGGUCGGGAGGUGGUGAGACCAAAUGUCCGGAGGGUGGAAAACAAAGCCGUCCAGGACCCCAGACUUGUCGUGGUGCAAGACUUUGAAGCUCCAGCUGGCGAGAGCAAAACUAACACACAGGGCAGUGCUGACGGGCAUAGCGGAAGCUCCUCCACAGUGCUGCUCUCUACCCUGGUGCCCCUGGCCCUGGUGCUAGUGGCGGGGGUCGUGGUUGUGGGGAUCCUCAGAGCCCGGCACAGGAAAAAUGUUGACCGAGUUUCAAUUCAAAGCUAUAGGACUGACUUUAGCUUGUCAGACUUGAACAGUUCCAGGGAUUUUGGCGCCAAUGACAACAUAGGAGCCUCUCCAGCCAGUCAAGAAACAUCUCUUGGAGGAAAAGACGACCUUGCUACCACCACAGAGAGUACUGUGGAGAGAGAAGAAGUCAAGAAGGCGAAAAGGUCAUCCAAGGAGGAAGCCGACAUGGCCUACUCAGCCUUCCUGAUCCAGUCCAACAGCAUGGCCGCCAAUGUCCGGGACGGCCCCCAAGAAGCCUAA
Molecule: messenger RNA, 2256 nt
Organism: Elephantulus edwardii (Cape elephant shrew)
Lineage: Eukaryota; Metazoa; Chordata; Mammalia; Macroscelidea; Macroscelididae
Gene: PIGR
Product: polymeric immunoglobulin receptor
Exons: 10
Coding region: 1-2256 (751 amino acids)
Source: RefSeq, a predicted model, not a curated record